Babjeviella inositovora NRRL Y-12698 is the source of this 929-nucleotide messenger RNA. It is a transcript of the gene MRPL8, whose product is annotated as mitochondrial 54S ribosomal protein bL17m. The record is from RefSeq and is a predicted model, not a curated record. Gene Ontology annotation, cellular component: ribosome; mitochondrial large ribosomal subunit. The transcript has a single exon. The coding region runs from base 38 to 616 and encodes 192 amino acids. Gene Ontology annotation, molecular function: structural constituent of ribosome. Lineage: Eukaryota; Fungi; Ascomycota; Pichiomycetes; Serinales. Gene Ontology annotation, biological process: translation.
ACACUUGAACAGAACCGGCCAACACAAGAGAUCGCUUAUGCGUAACUUGGUUACGGCCUUGCUUAAAAAUGAGCUGAUUGUCACCACCCACGCCAAGGCGAAGGAAGCCCAGUCGUACAUCGAAAACAUCAUCAAAUACACCAAGAGGGACAACCUCGCGUUUGCCAAGAGUAAAGUCGAGGGAAGAUUGUUCGAGCAGGGUGUCACCAUGCCAAAGUUGUUCAACGAGAUUGCUGAACGCUACCAGGACAGACACUCUGGGUUCACCAGAAUCAUCAAGUUGGAGCCAAGAUUGGGUGACAAUGCACCACAGUCCAUCUUAGAGCUCGUGGACAACGGCACAAAUGAGAUCCAGUUUUGGUACGUCGCAAGAAUUGUUGCCAGGUUGGAAAAGCAAGGCUUAGAAUUGGAUGAAUUGACCCAGACCAACGUCGCCAAGUUGACCAGAUUCAGAAAGAACGGCGAUGAGGCCUUUAGAGCUGCCGUCGAGAGAUGUAAGGUUGAGUUCUACAGUGAACCAGAGAGCUACGCCAAUAUCCCUGUCUCCAAGAAGCCAAAGGCAAAGUUCUUAGGCCUCGAGUUUGUCAAGCGUCCGGAACCAGAAGCCUCCUCCUAAUCACACCCCCUAUGUAUAUAGCCAUAAGUAACAAACUUUUUUUCAGUAAGGCACCAGGUAGCGGCUACCUGUAGUGUGCUCCAGAUGGUUGUAAUGUCGAACAGACACAUACGGGGCUCACUUUUUUUAUUGGUGACAGGCAAUGAAUCUGAGUGACCAUAAUGCAUUGCUAUUCGAUCUGACGACUCAGUCCCGUGGGGAUGAUAUGACUCCUCAAAAAUCAUCCAUUAAACGUUUAAUUCAACCUAGAUACCGGGGAUAUCACUGGCAGCACGCAUUUUUAUCCAAAGCUGAUUCGAUGUUCUAAAUACAC